CUUCUCUGUUCAAACUCAUAUGCGAGCUAGAAGAAUCAUGUACGGGCACAACAUCGACGAGUUUCCAGCGUCGGCGACUUUUCCCGGCUAUAAUUUCCCUGUACAUGAUAUGUCGACGGUUAUGCCCACUACUAUGGAAAUGUCUACGACAUCUCUUCCUCUCAACAUCCCAACUAGCAUUGGAGAAUUCGACUCAUCCUUGUCCUCGGCCUCCAGCUGGCAGCUAAUGCAAAACAAUGGAGGGAUGAAUAAUACAGGAUGUAGCAGCAGCAGUUACGGGUCUCCUACUAGCUGCUGCGACCUGCAGCAGACUACUUUCAUGCAGAGAAGCGUAAGCAGCCUUUCCCUCCAUAAGACCCACGGCCGAGCGCCUCCUCCUCCUCCCCAUUUCAUCUGGUCCAACCUCAACGCCGCCGUCGACUUUCUAGACUCCUCCUCAUCCGAUGGGACAAUCCCGGUCAGAAGAGCCUGCAGCACCGGCGACUUACAGGGGAUAAACAUGCUGCAACACUAUAGGAGGUCCGAGAGCCCCUCUAUGUCAAACGAGGAGAGUUGCAGCAGCAUCAUAGAGGGAAUGAGCAAGGCUUGCCGCUAUAGCCCCGAGGAGAAAAGGGAGAGGAUUGACAAGUAUAGAAGCAAGAGAAACCAAAGGAACUUCAACAAGACCAUUAAGUAUGCAUGUAGGAAGACGCUAGCUGAUAGCAGGCCCCGCAUUAGGGGGCGAUUCGCAAGGAAUGACGAGCAGAUAGAGAAGGUGGCGGCUAACCCCGAGGAGUGGAACCAUCCUCAGCAAGCAGGGAAUAAUGAAGAUCAGGAAGCAGAAGAUUACGAAGAGGAAAACUGGACUAACUUUCUAGAAGCGUUUUCCGCCAACUUAAUCCCAUAACUUAUUUUAAGGGUUGUUUGUUGUAUUUGUGGUUUGUUUUUUUGUGUAAGCAAAAGGGCAAAUGUUUUUCACUGCUUAAAUGUCCUCUAGCAGUAAGAAAAAUCCAGUCAUGUAUUAUGUUUCAAAUAAUUAUAUAACAACAAACCGUACCUACAAUAAUCAUAUGUCAAAUCAAACAAAUUCAUUACCUUACUAAUAAUUUGUAAAAUUAGGCCUGGAAUAGAAAAGAACAAAAGAGUUGAGUGGCUGUGUCUAUACCAUUGUGUUGAGUGCAAUUCUAACUGUACUAGCGGCUCUAGUGGAAAUUAAAAUAAAUAAAUAGAAAAAAAAAGUGGACCUAUUGUUUUUG
Molecule: messenger RNA, 1235 nt
Organism: Impatiens glandulifera
Lineage: Eukaryota; Viridiplantae; Streptophyta; Magnoliopsida; Ericales; Balsaminaceae
Product: zinc finger protein CONSTANS-like
Exons: 3
Coding region: 20-886 (288 amino acids)
Biological process (GO): regulation of flower development
Cellular component (GO): nucleus
Molecular function (GO): protein binding
Source: RefSeq, a predicted model, not a curated record